Contarinia nasturtii (swede midge) is the source of this 3932-nucleotide messenger RNA. It is a transcript of the gene bru3, whose product is annotated as CUGBP Elav-like family member 4. NCBI's taxonomy places the organism in Eukaryota, Metazoa, Arthropoda, Insecta, Diptera, Cecidomyiidae. Gene Ontology annotation, biological process: mRNA splice site recognition; regulation of alternative mRNA splicing, via spliceosome. Gene Ontology annotation, cellular component: ribonucleoprotein complex; nucleus; cytoplasm. Gene Ontology annotation, molecular function: mRNA binding. The coding region runs from base 524 to 1711 and encodes 395 amino acids. The transcript is spliced from 12 exons. The record is from RefSeq and is a predicted model, not a curated record.
CGCAGUAGAGAACAAUUGAGAAAACAAAACCAAAACUGAUAUUCAAAAUAGAAAACAAAUAGAAAGAAGAGAUAAAAAACAUAAAGAGACUGAACUGAGUUUGACGUAAUUUGUGAUACAAAAUAUAUUUUUCGUCGUUUAGUUCAAAAUCCAUGUGCUUUACGUGCGUUUGUGACAGAAAAGGAGAAAAAAAAUCUAUUGAUAUUGAAUGAUAUAAAAACAAUAAUAAAAUAGUAAAAAAAACAUAAUUUUUUAUUGGCGUGAUAAGAAAAUUGGCAGUUCAAGAGAAAUCAAACUAAAAAUAAAAACCAAUGUUCGUGUAUGACACUUAGUUAGAGAAAAAAAAAUAGGUGUGUAACAACAUUUUGAACACUAAACAUACACGCAAACUGAAGCAAAGAUAAGAUAAAAAAGCCAUUCUUUAAAUCACACACACUCACGUAAUUAAAAACUAUUUUUAAAGUCGUUGUAUCGACAGAAAGUGGAAAAUUUAUUUAAACUUUUACCCGAAAAAAGAAUCCAUAUGGUUCAUAUGAUAGAACUUGUUCGUCAAGGGAAGGUUGACUUUCCGCAUAUGAUUAUGAACCGUCCUAUUCAAGUUAAGCCAGCGGACACUGAAAACCGCGGUGAUCGAAAACUUUUCGUUGGUAUGCUAAGCAAGCAACAAACGGAAGAGGAUGUAAAGCAGCUAUUCACACCAUUCGGAACAAUUGAAGAGUGUACAAUACUACGAGGACCGGACGGUGCCAGUAAAGGUUGUGCUUUUGUUAAAUUUAGUUCUCAUCAAGAAGCUCAAGCAGCCAUUACGAGUUUACACGGAAGUCAAACUAUGCCGGGUGCAUCUUCAAGUUUAGUUGUUAAAUUCGCUGACACAGAAAAGGAACGGCAAUUACGUCGUAUGCAACAAAUGGCUGGUCACAUGAAUUUAUUAAAUCCCUUUGUAUUCAAUCAAUUUGGGGCAUAUGGAGCAUACGCACAGCAACAACAAGCUGCGUUAAUGGCUGCCGCUACCGCUCAAGGCACAUAUAUUAAUCCAAUGGCUGCUUUAGCAACUCAAAUACCUCAUGCUUUAAAUGCAGGAUCAGGUCAACCAGUCAACGGUGCCAUACCCUCUUUGCCAUCACCAACGAUGCCAACGUUCAAUAUGGCUGCUCAAACUCCAAAUGGUCAACCGGGCGGUACUGAAACUACUGUCUAUACAAAUGGAAUACCACAGACUUAUCCAGGCCAUGCACUCCAUUUAUCGAUUCCGGCGCAAGGACUACCAAAUGGUGAUGCGACUUUACAACAUGCUACCUAUCCAGGAAUGCAACCAUAUCCAGGUGUUGCUUAUCCUGCCGUAUACGGACAGUUUCCACAAGUAAUUCCACAACCAUUGGCUGCAGUUGCACCAUCUCAACGAGAAGACUUUUUGAUGUUCCCAGGAUGCUCGAUUUCUGGGCCCGAAGGCUGCAAUUUGUUUAUCUAUCAUCUGCCACAAGAAUUUGGUGACGCAGAACUAAUGCAAAUGUUCCUUCCGUUCGGUAAUGUUAUCAGUUCGAAAGUAUUCAUCGAUCGGGCAACAAAUCAAAGCAAAUGUUUUGGUUUUGUGUCGUUUGACAAUCCGGCAAGUGCUCAAGCAGCUAUUCAGGCUAUGAAUGGUUUUCAGAUUGGAAUGAAAAGACUGAAAGUUCAGCUAAAACGACCAAAAGAUGCAAGCCGACCCUAUUAACAUAAGGAUUAGAAUCACAACAAUACGGCAGUAUUGAUGAAGCUCUGAACCAUAAGCUAAAUUAAAUCCAAUAAUCAACCGAUAACCCACUCAGUUAUAUAUACAAAAUGAAUAUAAAAUGAAAAAAGAUGCUUAUAUUCCUUGAUUUUCUGACAAUUUCAACUUCGAUUUUUUCUCCGCCUCCACGUCGGAUAAAUAAAAAUAUAUACAUAAAUCAAAAUUAAUGACAAAAUAUUCGAGUGAGCGUUCAAAAAUUUGAGAAACAAGUGUGAUCAGUGUGUCACUUGUGUCCGCAUAAGCCAAACAUCGCUCCAUCGCCGCUGUAAAUUAUUGCGUAAAUCUUUGGCCAACAGAAAUCAAUCAAUCUCAUUUAUCAAUAGACAAGAGACCCGGACAUUUUGUCAAACAAACACACACACAAACGUAAAAGAGAAAAUGCAUUCGGUUUAUGUUAAACAAAUGAACGAAUAAACAAACAAAAAACAACAAAACAUACAUUUUUAUGCAUUUCAAUUAAAUUUAUAGACGAGGUGAACGCGGAAUAAAUUUUCUCAAUAAUCAUAAAUGAUUUAUAUCCUUAUGCGGUACAUAACUUAUAAAAUAAAAAAACAAACUAAAAAAACGUAUUUUUUUGCGGGAAAAAAGGUCUAUUUCCGAAAAUAACCAACAUUCAAUAGCAAAAGCUAUACAAAAAAGAGAGAAUAUCACAUCCAUCAGAAAUUGAAUUCAAAGUAAACAUAAACAACCAAUUUAAAGUGAUUGAUUAACAUUAACAUUAAAAUUGACAAAUAGACAAUGAAACAGAUUUAACAAACAACCAUUUGUAAAGUAAAAAAAAAAUUUAAACUUGCAAAACAUGAAAGCAAAAAUCUUUUUAAAAGCAAACAAAAAAAAAAUUACCUGUGGUUUUCUCACUCAAAAACAAACAUUAAAUUCAAUGAAAAUUUGAAUGCAAAUCAUUUGCCAUCACAUGUCAUGUGAAAUAACUUUGGUUUUUACGUUUCUUACUACCCGCGGUUUAUUUUUCACUUCAUUUUAUUCUUUUCACAACAAAUGCUGUGUGGAAUAUAUAAAACUGUAAUUAAGGAAUAGAUUUGUUGCAUUCGUGGAAAACCAUAUCAGCAAAUACGCCGUGAUGUUUCCACAUAUACGUUAUAUUUAUUUCAUAUUUCGAUUUAAACAACCACAACCAAUUAAAAGCUUAUUUCCUACAUCUCCUCUUAAAGGACGACGAAGAAAAAAAAAACAAACCUUGUGCCAUAAAAUUUAAAAAGAAAAAUCAAUGACAUAAAAAACAAUGAAAUGAAUACUAUAUUUGAAGUAAUUUGUAAUUUAAAAAGAAAUGUAAAAAUUGAAUUACUCGCCUAUUUCGAACAGUUUCAUUGAUUUCCAUUUUAAAUAAAAGCCAAAGUCCGAUUGUUACAAAAAUCAUUUUUAAAAUCGAGAAAAUAUUCGACCGAACAUUUAAUUGGAGCUAUACAUAUUGAUUGAACGUCGUUAGCAUAUGUCGACGUCACACUUUGCUUCGUAAUUCGAAAACAAUCAAAUAAAAUUACAUUGGAUUUCCUUUCUCACACACACACACACAGACACACUUAUACCGUUCACAUUCUCUCUUUUCCCAUUUCUCUCGAUACGAAACGAUGAACUGAACAAAUCGAAAUAAGAGAUAUUUGAUAAUAUAAUUAAACCAUAAUACUGGAAUAAAAAGAAAAAUGCUAACACUAUAAUUGCAUUACAAAUUGCUAUAAACAUACAUUAAAAAAUACUCAUGAAAAUAAUCGAAGAAGUGAAAGAGGAAAAAAAGAUGAAUAAUAAUCAUUUAGACUUAUUUUUUAGAUAGACAUAAUUUAAAGAGGAUCAGAAAGGGAAAAAAAAAAGAAGAGUCAUGGCUUUUGGUUUGAACCGUUAACAUACGCUAUUAUAGUAUUAACCGAAUCGCAUUGUUUACUUGAUUUAGAUAAAUCGACGGUGAAGAAUAUACAUAUAUAAAUAUAAAUAUGAGAUGAAAAAUAGAGAGAGAAUGGUGCGCCAGUGCAAUGUCAUUCAUGUACGCGCUCCAAUCUAUUCGGCCAACGAAAACAAUAGUCAUAGACACAUUUCAAUAGAUUGAAGAGUACGAACUAACCAAAAAUUGUUUCUCUAUACAUGAUGUAUAGAUGUAUAAUACAUCUGCUUAGAUAAGUGAACAACAACAACAAAAAGUAUCUCAUUCAAAAUU